GGUGCCAGGAAGGAGUACUUGGGAUUCCAGUUGCUGGACUCUGUUGGUAGAAUGGCCCCACUGCAUCUGCUGCUCCACUGUGCCACCACUCUGCUGAUUGCCAACGCUUUGCUGACUCCCCAGCUGCCGGGCACCGAAAGCGAUGGCAAAUCCAAGGGCGGAUUUCCCUUUGCCCUGGACGAGGACGUAGAUGGCGUGGAGUUGCCUCUGGAGGUGGACCAGGACAUGACUAGCGAUCAGGCAUCGGGCAGGACUCAGCACUCGAUGCCGCCCGCCUGGCUGACCUUUGAUCCUGAGCCUGCACCACCCACCAAGCACCGGAGCAGCCACAAGCCGCAGACGAUUAUCAAGCAUCCAACCAGCAGUGGAUUCCACAAGCUCUCAGCCCAUGGACACCGAUCCUGCCAUGUGGAGGUCGUCAAGGAGGUGCAGGGCAUCUGCCAGUCGAUGCCUAUAGGCAGUGCCUGCGUCACCGAUGACUAUAUGGCUGUCUACACCGAUGCCAACUGCUCUGCUCAAUAAAAAAACAAACGGCUCACCUUCAUUCCGCACUGUUUGAUUGAUUGAUUGAUUUGAAUGUUCCCGUGUAUGUGUGUGUGCGAGUUUAUAUUUUUGAGGGAUAACGAGAACACGACUACCUGAUGCGCGAUGCUGAAAAGCAGAAGUUGUCUAAAAUAAAUCAGUUCAAUGUUUA
This is a messenger RNA of Drosophila kikkawai, 694 nucleotides long. RefSeq lists its product as uncharacterized. The record is from RefSeq and is a predicted model, not a curated record. NCBI's taxonomy places the organism in Eukaryota, Metazoa, Arthropoda, Insecta, Diptera, Drosophilidae.